Messenger RNA from Ixodes scapularis (black-legged tick), 724 nucleotides. RefSeq names its product UPF0235 protein C15orf40 homolog. The coding region runs from base 232 to 669 and encodes 145 amino acids. NCBI's taxonomy places the organism in Eukaryota, Metazoa, Arthropoda, Arachnida, Ixodida, Ixodidae. Gene Ontology annotation, cellular component: cytoplasm. The transcript is spliced from 4 exons. The record is from RefSeq and is a predicted model, not a curated record.
UCCGAGUUUUUGUUGUAAAAGCACAUUUUGGACUUAAAACAAACGAAACAUAACUUAUCUCGUCGGUACUGUUAUUAAAGACCAAUAAGAAAUUAUUUGUGCGCAGUACUUCGUUGAAGUUAAGGCGUAAAACCGUAACACUAUAAGGUCACGUGUCUAUCGGUCGAUUCAAGUCAAAACCGUGUGACCGUGUCGUCAGUGUUUUGUUGAUGGUAAUGACCUGUGGUAGUGAUGGUUAUCAUUUCUGGUUGUGCACGAAUUUGCGUUAGGUCUGUCACCACCACGGGAGCAGUGAAGAUGCCUAAGGCCAAGAAGGACAAGGGCAAAGUGGAAGAUUCGAAGCCCAAGGCGUCUGCUCAACAAAACGAUCCUGUGUACACAACCUCUUCGGGGACUGUGGCCAUCAGAGUACACGCAAAGCCAGGAGCGUCUGAGAGCAGGAUUACGGAUAUUGGAACGGAUGGUGUAGGCGUCCAGAUUGCGGCGCCUCCAAUGGACGGAGAAGCCAACGCAGAACUUGUGCGAUUCCUGGCAAAAGUGCUGAACCUUCGAAAGAGCGACGUCUCACUAGAAAAGGGGUCGCGCUCGAAAGACAAAGUGGUGAUGAUUGCCUCGCCAGCAACAGCAGCUGAGAUCUUGUCUUUACUUCAACAAAAAGUGGGCAGCUGACAUCUACGACACUUUUAGGAGCUCUCUCGUUUAUAAUAAAUUACCCUGUCGAUUC